Molecule: messenger RNA, 2277 nt
Organism: Tyto alba (common barn owl)
Lineage: Eukaryota; Metazoa; Chordata; Aves; Strigiformes; Tytonidae
Gene: RBMS1
Product: RNA binding motif single stranded interacting protein 1
Exons: 14
Coding region: 307-1527 (406 amino acids)
Cellular component (GO): cytosol; nucleus; ribonucleoprotein complex
Molecular function (GO): mRNA 3'-UTR binding; poly(U) RNA binding; poly(A) binding
Source: RefSeq, a predicted model, not a curated record
GCGCUCCCCGCGCCGCCGCUCCGCCAGCCGGCCCGCCGCCGCCGCUCGGCCCCGGCCGGGCGGGGACUUGGCAGACACUCCCGGGGAGAGAGGGAGAGUGCCUGCCCCCGCUGCCGCCGCUCCGCUGUGGCUUUUGGGUGGAGGAGGAGGAGGAGGAGGAAGGUCUGGGAUCGGCCGAGGAGCAGCAGCAGCAGCAGCCGCCGCCGCCGGAGAGGACGAGACAGGAGAGAGAGAGAGACGGAGAGGCGGCUGGAGCCCCCCAAAGUGCCCCCCCGUCCCUGCACUGCAGGCUACAUUUCCAGCUUCAUGGGCAAAGUGUGGAAACAGCAGAUGUACCCCCAGUACACCACCUACUACUACCCCCAGUAUCUGCAGGCGAAGCAGUCCAUUGUACCGGCCCACCCAAUGGCUCCUCCUAGUCCCAGCACCACCAGCAGUAAUAACAACAGUAGUAGCAGCAGCAACUCAGGAUGGGAUCAAUUAAGUAAAACAAACCUUUACAUCAGAGCACUGCCUCCAAACACCACUGAUCAGGACCUGGUAAAAUUAUGCCAACCGUAUGGGAAAAUUGUAUCCACGAAGGCUAUUUUGGAUAAGACAACAAACAAAUGCAAAGGUUAUGGUUUUGUUGACUUUGACAGCCCAGCAGCUGCUCAGAAGGCAGUUUCUGCUUUAAAGGCUAGUGGAGUCCAAGCACAGAUGGCAAAGCAACAAGAACAAGACCCAACUAACUUAUACAUUUCUAAUUUGCCGCUAUCAAUGGAUGAGCAGGAGCUUGAGAACAUGCUGAAGCCAUUUGGGCAGGUUAUCUCCACAAGAAUACUGCGGGACUCAAGUGGGACAAGCCGUGGUGUUGGCUUUGCAAGGAUGGAGUCAACAGAAAAAUGUGAAGCAGUGAUUGCUCAUUUUAAUGGAAAAUUCAUAAAGACACCAGCAGGAGUUUCUGUUCCUGCAGAACCUUUAUUGUGCAAAUUUGCUGAUGGAGGACAGAAAAAGAGACAGAAUCAGAAUAAAUAUAUACAGAAUGGAAGAGCGUGGCACAGAGAAGGCGAGGUGAGACUUGCUGGAAUGACACUCACGUAUGAUCCAACCACAGCUGCUUUACAAAAUGGAUUUUAUCCGUCACCCUACAGUAUUACAGCAAACAGAAUGAUCACUCAGACGUCUAUUACGCCAUAUAUUGCUUCUCCGGUUUCCACAUACCAGGUUCAGAGUCCUUCUUGGAUGCAGCCUCAACCAUAUAUAAUGCAGCACCCAGGUGCUGUACUGACUCCCUCCAUGGACCACACCAUGUCACUACAGCCUGCAUCGAUGAUAAGCCCUCUGACACAGCAGAUGAGUCAUCUUUCAUUAGGCAGUACUGGAACAUACAUGCCAGCCACAACAGCUAUGCAAGGAGCCUACAUACCCCAGUAUACACAUGUCCAGACAGCAGCGGUUCCUGUUGAGGAAGCAAGUGGUCAACAACAGGUUACAGUAGAGACGUCCAGUGACCAUUCUCCAUAUACGUAUCAGCAAAAUAAGUAACUGUGAGCUCUGACCUUUCUGUGUUACAGAUGUCCAGUGUUGACCUGGCCUGGAGAAGGGUGCAAAGGCUGAAACAAUCAUGGAUUUUACUGAUCAAUUGUGCUUUAGGAAUUAUUGACAGUUUUGCACAGGUUCUUGAAAAUGUUAUUUAUAAUGAAAUCAACUAAAACUAUUUUUGCUAUAAGUUCUAUAAGGUGCAUAAGAAAAACCUUAAAUUCAUCUAGUAGCUGUUCCCAUGAACAGGUUUAUUUUAGUAAAAAAAAAAUUUUUAUCAAGUGUUAUGACGCAAAAAAAAUAUUCAAAUUUCUGGGUAUGCACAGAUGACCACGAAGACUUAUUCAUGUGCAUGACAGAAUUUGUGUUUUGGUUUAUUUUUAUUUUGUUUAUUUCGUUUUUGGGUUUUUUUUAAUUGUAUGAAAUGGGUUUUCUGAAGUUUAAAAUAGUAAAACAUCCAAGAUGAUGUUCUGUGCUUGCAGUGUGUGAGUGUUGCUUUAGUGCAGUGUUGCAGUUAUAGUGUCUGGUCUUUUAGCUUUCUGUUUUUCUUUUAAUGUAGUGUGAAGUGUCUUAUCCUUUUCUAUAAAUUCCAAUUUGCCUUAAAUCUUUCAAUGCUGUAGCUGUUUCAGUAAGUAGUCCAAACUAAUGGUGUAGAGUGCUUUGACCAAAUGAGCUGGUCUAUUAUGCCUUGUAAAACAGCAGCAUAGGGCUUUUAAAGGUAGUCAAUAAAAAUUGCUGAAAAUUUGGCUUUUUUAA